AUGUUGGAAGAAAACCCCAUGGUUUCAAUGAAUAUAAAAAUUUGGAAAUUUUUUGCAAUUAUAUAUCCAACGUCGGAUAAAAUGUGGCGUCUCUACGCGAUUCAAUUCGCUACGAUAUUAUUGAAUUUUAUGCAAUUUAUGUUCCUGUUUGAAAUGUGGGGUAAUCUUGCCCCAUUUAUUCUGAACGUGUUCUAUGCAUCGGCUACAUUUGAUUGCCUGCUUCGUACUAAUGUCAUUAUUUACCAUCGUAAAAAGUUUGAGGCAUUUUUGUUGGAGUUUGACGCGAUGUAUAAGGAAAUCGAAGAAAGUGACGAUGACUACGCCAAGGCUAAAUUGAAAGAAUCAGCAGACUUUUGUAGGAAAUUUUCUUUUUUCAAUGUAUCGGCAUCGUUUCUAGAUCUUAUCGGUACAAUGUCACAUCCAAUUUUAACGGGAACAAGAACACAUCCGUUUGGCGUCGCUUUACCGGGCACUGAUUACACGGCAUCACCAUACUAUGAACUGUAUUACAUACUACAGCUACAUACUCCGAUAACUCUUAGCGUCCUGUACAUGGUUUUUGUUAGUUUCUUUGUGACAUUUGCUUCGUUUGGCAAAACCGCCCUGAAUAUUUUACAACAUCGUUUGAAGCUAAUUUUUGAAAAUUACGAAGACGAUGCAAUACGUCUGGAAGCUUUAAAACAAUGUGCCAGAUAUUAUGAUCGGGUGGCAAGAUUCGUCAAAGUGUUCGAUGAAAUGGUAACAUACGUUAUUCUUGGUGAGUUUUUGCUAUUCGGUGCAAUUAUAUGCUCGCUGCUAUUCUGCAUAAAUAUAAUUGAUACAAUGGCCCAAUUCGUUUCUAUAAUAAUGUAUGUCGGUACCAUGUUAUAUGUUUUAUUUGCCUGUUACUACAGUGCCAAUGAAAUGCUUGAAGAGAGCAUAAAAGUCUCCGAAGCAGCAUAUUCUAUACCGUGGUAUGAGGGUACUACACAAUUUCGCAAAACUCUUCUAUUGUUCAUACAAAGAACCCAGAAGCCAUUGUGUCUAACUGUUGGUAAUGUCUAUCCAAUGACGUUGCUUAUCUUUCAGUCAUUGUUGAAUAUGUCCUACUCUUACUUUACCAUGUUGCGCGGUUUAAAUAUCCAAUAAAGAGUUGCACUUUGGCUGCAAGG
Messenger RNA from Musca vetustissima, 1151 nucleotides. RefSeq names its product odorant receptor 43a (gene Or43a). The record is from RefSeq and is a predicted model, not a curated record. Gene Ontology annotation, molecular function: odorant binding; olfactory receptor activity. Bases 1 to 1128 code for a protein of 375 amino acids. Gene Ontology annotation, biological process: detection of chemical stimulus involved in sensory perception of smell; sensory perception of smell. The transcript has 7 exons. Gene Ontology annotation, cellular component: plasma membrane. NCBI's taxonomy places the organism in Eukaryota, Metazoa, Arthropoda, Insecta, Diptera, Muscidae.